UUUCUUAUUUCAUUGCGUUCCAACGUUUUCAAUUGUUUUGUCUAAAUGUUUUUCAUCGAGCAAAAUAUUUAAUAGUCUAAAAGUCAAAAUUUUUUCACCUAACCCAUUUUAAUUACACGAAAAACCAAUAUUACGAGUAAUGAACACGUAUUGGAUUUGUUCCGAAUUUAUUCGCUAGGAUCAUUGUCAUCACUUUCACUUUUACACGAUUUGCUAUAAUAGUGUUUUUAGUGUACAUACGCUGCACUGGGGCGCAGUCGCCAUGGAUGACACCAUGUCGACCCUAACGAAAAUGACCCGCACGGUUAAAAAACUGGAGGUGCCAAGACCCCUGAAAUCCACCACCAGUUCCGCGCACAACCGCAACUCCGUGUUGGACGUCAAAAUAAAUUCUGUUGAUGACCUGAUUGUCUUGACCGAAGCGGUGGCGUACCAAAUGAUGCAGGGAAACUAUGAUCGUGCACUUCAGAGCAAUGUGGCCACUAUGUACUCUAACUUGAAGCUUUACGGCGCUCAGCUCGAAGCACUUUAUAAGGACUUUCUCGAUAGAUACUUUGUUGUGUUCCGUAAUGGUUCACAAGACGAGCGACUGGAUAAGAAAACUCGACUUCAUCUUCUUGAGCUGAUAGAGCUGCGCGCCAAACUCUGGCAGGGCUCUGACUACAUGAGUCAAUACUAUAGGCACCGCGGCACCCACGCUGAGCCUCUUCUGGUGCCGACGAUGGAGGGGUCGGGCACGGGUGGCUCGGUGUCCCCUACGCUGGCUGCGCCCACCGAGCCGCCCGCCCUGCUCGGCCCCGGAGAGGUCAUCAAGCCCUCCGGCAAGUUCCCCAAGCCCACUAAAAUACCCGGCAAGAACUACUCUAAAGACGAAGUUGUCAUACGGAACGCUGAUUCUGGAAAAGUGAUGGGUAUCAAGGGCAGGCGGGUGCACAUGAUCGAGGAGCUAAGUGACACGAUUAUAUCGUUUCAGCGAGUGAGCCCUGGGGCGAAGGAGCGUUUGGUUCAAAUUACUGGACCCAAUGAAGAGAAUGUGAACCACGCGAAGCACCUGAUUGGGGAUACGAUCCGGCGCAACGCAUCUCCCGUGCGUUUGGACGCGGGCACGGGAGGCGAGCAGGCGCUGGGCGCCUCGCGCGCUUCUCUCGACUCCACUGGCUCGGACGAGCCGCCGCGCAACCGAGAGAAGUCUCCCCAUAAUUCCCGGGCUCUGCUCCACAGCUUCUCUACGAACGAUGCCGCUCUAGGAGAAUAUAAGUACACUGUGACUUUUGGGCAACAUUCCAUUAAGAUCACGGGCAAUAACUUGGAUCUUGUGAAGACUGCAAAGCUAGUGUUAGACGAGUACUUCGAGAGCGCGGGCGCUUUGGAGGCCCUGGGCGCGGGCUCGGGCGACUUCUUCACGCUGUCGCAGCGGCCCGGCGCCGCGCUGCUGCUGCGCGACGACGACCUCAACGGCGCCGACGACGACGUCUUCGCGCCGCACCACGACCAGCCCGCGGCCGGCGACGGGGACGCCGCGCCGCGUCGUCCGCGCUUCUCGCGCGCUACCAGCACCGAUAAGAAUCAAGGUGGCGCGCCGGGCGCGCGGCAGACGUACACGUACGAGACGCUGGUGCAGUACGCCGACUCGCCGCUCAGCAAGCUGCCGCCCGCCGGGCUCGCCGCCUUCCCGCCGGAGCUGGCGCGCAAGAGUUGCCUGGAGUUCGACAGCGCCAGCUACCUGAAGAAGGUGCGUGCGGCGGCCGCCACGCCCGUGGCCGCGGUGGACGCGCCCGACUCGCCCGAGCCUGAGUAAGGCCCGCGCCCGCGCCCGCGCCGCUCGACACGCCCGAAGCUAUUAGGGUUUAGGAGCACUCACUCAUACAUCGUAGACGCACUCACGAGCGACGUGUCGACGCGCACUCUCACGCAGCUUCGGCAGCCACGUCGACGUCAGACCCCGAGGCUCGACGCGGUCCGGCGUCCGUCCCCCUCCCGUCCGACGUGCGGCGUGCACGUAUCUUCACUCAUUACUAAUUUAGUUGAUUUAUUUACAAGUAUUAGCACACCAAAAUAUUUAUUUUUGUAGUGGUGGUAUAGUUAACUCGUCUUCGUUUAUUUUGUUUUUCGUUUACAUUGGGGUCUUUUGCGAUAUUAUUGUGAUACGGAACCGCGUUGGUUACCGAUUGUUAGUCCCCGGCGUAGGUUGAUCUCCAAGUCUUUUUGCUACGCUCGACGCGAGCGGUGACUGCCGCGAGCCGAGAGUAUCCACGGAGAUAGGUAUCUCCGAUACACACAUAACUGAAAAUGACAUUUGGCACAAACAAGUUUAUUAAACUUUCCUCUUUAAAAUCCAAUAAGUAUCAUCUAAUUUUGUUGUAUAUAUUUUGACUCUGCUAGCAUCGGAUGUCAUGAGUGAUUCCAUUUAUUUUAAGAAGAAUGCAUGCAUUUCUUUGUGUGUUUGUUUACUCAUUUUCAGACUUUGUAUCUAGUGUCUAGUCCUGACGAGUAGAUGUGUCGAUUCUCACUAAGUAAGUGUUUUUGUAUAUUUCAAAGAGAGCCUGUCAAUCAAAAAUAUAAAUUUAUUUAUAUUACUUUGUUAAUUUUCCCCUACUGUAGUAGGAAGGAUAAAUUAUAUAGGCUUAUUUACAUUGUUUACCCAGAGGGAUGACUAUAAAUUGUUAUUCAUUGUUAUGUACUAAAGCUUAUAAUUGCUGUGCACUAAACCAAAUAAUUUGUUAAAAUUAUAGUACCUAUUAUACUAACGUGUAGAAUAUUAUUUAUGUGGCGGAAGAUAUGAUUGCCAGGCUUUCUUAUUAUAAUCUAGUAGCCUGUAUAAGAACUUCAAUUAAAUUUUCUACAAAACAAAUGGGUAUAUUUUAAAGAUACAUAUUUUAUUUACAUACAACUCGCUCUUUUUACCACCUGAAUUUCUCGGCAAAGCCGAACAGAACCUCAAUACAAAGCGAGUUGAUUAUCAAAACUUCCAUUUAUGCAAUAAUAUUAUUCUUUCUCUAUAUUAUCUUGGUGCUUAUUACUUUGGAAAAGUAUUAUCGUUGAUUAUAAUGAAAGAUUUAUGUUUACAUUUUCUUUUUUUAUCAUUAAGACACGGCUAUAUUGUGAAAAUUGAUGAUAUACUAAAUUUUCUACUAAA
Molecule: messenger RNA, 3136 nt
Organism: Ostrinia nubilalis (European corn borer)
Lineage: Eukaryota; Metazoa; Arthropoda; Insecta; Lepidoptera; Crambidae
Gene: mxt
Product: eukaryotic translation initiation factor 4E-binding protein Mextli
Exons: 13
Coding region: 263-1798 (511 amino acids)
Biological process (GO): regulation of formation of translation initiation ternary complex; positive regulation of translation
Cellular component (GO): cytoplasm; RNA cap binding complex
Molecular function (GO): translation initiation factor activity; eukaryotic initiation factor 4E binding; RNA binding
Source: RefSeq, a predicted model, not a curated record